CAUGUCUUAUACAAACCUUCGAGUGACUCUCACAACAGUUAUUGAGGUAUUAUCGAUGCGAUGUGUUGUGGAGGGUUGAGCCCCGUCGGAGGGCCUAUUUGACGGAAGCGCGGAGGGGUUUGUAUGGUGGCCGGGCCUGGCUGUUUAGCGGUGGUACGGUCCUGAAUGGAGGAAGUGUUUUCCUGCGGGGUAAACAGUGACAGCUAUAGGGCAGACUCCCUCAGCCCCCUAAAAACAAAUCGAAAAUGGAUUCAGACAGUAAACUGGUCGCCCAGCUGAAUUCUGAACUCUACUUCCUAAUCGCCCGCUUUCUACAGUCUGGACCGUGCCAGAACGCAGCGGAGACGUUGAUCCGGGAGGUGGAGGAGAAGGAGCUACUGCCCACACGACGGGACUGGACGGGGAAGGAGCACCCAGGGAGAUACGAAGAUUUGGUGAAGCUGUAUGGCCACAUCAGUCCGGACCACCUGCUGCAGGUGUGCCAGAGGGUGUGUCCUCUUCUGGAGGAGGUGGUUCCUGCCAGCGUCCCCGGGAUCCACAGUCUGCUGGGGGCGGGGCGACAGAGCCUGCUACGUACCAAUAAGAGCUGUAAGCAUGUGGUGUGGAAGGGUUUGGCCCUGGCAGCACUGCACUGUGGUAGGCCCCCUGAGCCGCCAGUCAUCUAUGGGAGCCCGCCCAGCAUCGUGGAGACAGGUCACGGCCGUCGUCUGAUUGGUUCGUACCGACUGGGUCAGCUCCUCCCCACUGCGGUCUACUCACACAUGAAGAUGCACAAGAGGAUUCUGGGACAUCUGUCCUCUGUCUACUGCGUCACCUUCGACCGCACUGGACGGCGCAUCUUCACCGGUUCAGAUGACUGCCUGGUGAAGAUUUGGGGGACGGAUGAGGGCCGUCUACUGGCAACGCUGAGAGGACACGCUGCUGAGAUCUCCGACAUGGCCGUGAGCUAUGAGAACACCAUGCUAGCUGCAGGUAGCUGUGAUAAGACCAUCAGAGUAUGGUGUCUUCAGACCUGUGUUCCUCUAGCAGUACUGGAAGGACACUCUGCAUCCAUCACCUCUCUACAGUUCUCUCCUCUGGUCAGCGGUUCUCAGCGGUUCCUGUCCUCCACCGGAGCCGACGGGACCAUCUGCUUCUGGCAGUGGGACGCACGCACUCUCAAGUUCGGUCAGGGGCCUGGUAAGUUCACGGAGCGGUCCAGACCUGGAGUUCAGAUGAUCUGCUCUUCCUUCAGCGCAGGGGGUAUGUUCCUAGCUACAGGUAGUACAGACCACAUCAUCAGAGUGUUCUACUUCGGUUCUGGACAACCACAGAAGAUCUCUGAGCUGGAGUCACACACUGAUAAAGUGGACAGCAUCCAGUUUUCAAACUGCAGUGACAGGUUUGUGAGUGGCAGCAGGGAUGGUACAGCUCGUAUCUGGCAGCUCCAUCAGCAGGAGUGGAGGAGCAUUCUACUGGACAUGCAGGCCAAGUUACCAGGGAAGUACAAUCCCCCUCCGCUGGAGGACAAGGUGACCAAGCUGAAGGUUACCAUGGUAGCCUGGGAUCGUCACGACAACACAGUCAUCACCGCUGCCAACAACCUGACGCUCAAAGUCUGGAACUCUACCACCGGAAACCUCAUCCACAUAUUGAUGGGUCAUGAGGACGAGGUGUUUGUCCUGGAGCCACACCCCUUUGACCCCCGCAUCCUGUUCAGCGCCGGGCAUGAUGGGAAUGCCAUCGUCUGGGACCUGGCCCGAGGGGUCAAGAUACGAUCCUACUUCAACAUGAUUGAAGGUCAAGGCCAUGGGGCGGUAUUUGACUGUAAGUGUAGUUCUGAUGGACAGCACUUUGCUGCUACAGACUCACAUGGUCACCUGCUCAUCUUCGGCUUCGGUUCCAGCAGCAAGUAUGACAAGAUAGCAGAUCAGAUGUUUUUCCAUACGGACUACCGCCCGUUGAUCCGGGAUGUUAAUAACUACGUGUUGGACGAGCAGACCCAGCAGGCACCACACCUCAUGCCCCCUCCCUUCUUGGUGGACGUGGACGGGAACCCCCACCCUCCUCCAUACCAACGCCUCGUACCCGGACGGGAGAGCUGCAGAGACCAACAGCUCAUACCACAGAUGGGAGUCACCUCCUCAGGACUGAACCAGGUGGUCAGUGAACAGGCUGUUGAAGGAGCCUCUCCUCUAGACAACAUGAUCCACAGACUUCAACAGGAGCAGGACCAGAGACUGUCUACCGACACACACAACAGAGAGGUUCACUCCCCCCCCAAUGUGGGUCUGCGUCGCAGUGGUCAGAUCGAGGGGGUGAGACAGAUGCACAGCAAUGCCCCCCGGAGCCAGAUGGCCACAGAGACAGACCUGGUAGCAUGGAGCAGGAGGGUACUGGUCCCUGAGCUGGGGGACGCUGAGCUCAGGAAACAGCUAAACUGGAGGGAGGCUAAAGGAGAGGAGGAGAUCAGUGUCUACAGAUCAGAGGGGAGGAGACACACUGCCCACCUACACAGAGAGAGCAAGGUAUCCUCUCCAGACUGUGUAGGGGUGGAGGAGGGGAGGAGAAGUCAUGGUAACCAUGGCUACCAGACGCGUGCGGCUGUGGAGGAGACGAGUCGUCACAGCGCUGAGAUUGCUGAUGAUGACGACAACAACAGCAUCUCAGAGGGAGAGGUAGAUGUGCAUCCUAACCCUGUGAAUGGGAACUCUUCAGAGGAGGAGAAGGAGGAAGAGGAGAAGGAGCCCUGGCCUGAAGACCACAGCAGCUCCAGUGACUACUCCAGUGACUACUCUGACUGGACAGCAGAUGCAGGGAUCAACCUGGAACCACCGAAGAAGAGUGUGAAGGUGAAAAAGAAGAGCAGCAGCUCUGAGGAGGAUGGAGAGAAGAAGAGAGAGGGAAAAAGAGACAGGAAGAAAGACAAAGCAGACAAAGAUGGAGCGCUACCAAAGAAGAAGAAGCCAAAGGAGAGGAGGAAGGUUCUCUGGGUAGAGUUCCAGGAAGAGGGACUAACUCUCGAAGAGUGGCUUCCGUCAGCCUGGAUCACAGACACAGUCCCUCGGAGAUGUCCCUAUAUACCACAGAUGGGAGAUGAGGUUUACUACUUCCGUCAGGGUCAUGAGGCGUAUGUAGAGAUGACCAAACAGAACCAGAUCUACAGCAUCAACCCUAAGAAACAACCCUGGCACAAGAUGGAGGAGCAGGAGCUGGUGAAGAUAGUAGGGCUGAAGUAUGAGGUUGGUCUCCCCUCUCUCUGCUGCCUCAAACUGGCCUUCCUGGACCCUGAUACUGGCAAGCUGACUGGAGGCACCUUCUCCAUGAAAUACCACGACAUGCCUGACGUGAUUGACUUCCUGGUUCUGCGGCAGCAGUUUGAUGAUGCGAGAGACCACAACUGGACCAUAGGUGACAGGUUCAGGUCGGUGAUAGACGAUGCCUGGUGGUUCGGGACCAUUGAGGACCAGGAGCCCUUCCAACCAGAGUACCCAGACAGCCUUUUCCAAUGCUACAAUGUCUGCUGGGAUAAUGGUGACACAGAGAAGAUGAGCCCUUGGGACAUGGAGCCUAUUCCCAACGAGGUAGUGUUUCCAGAGGAGCUGGGUCAGAGCGUUCCUCUAACGGAGGAGGAGCAGAGAGAGCUGCUGUAUGUUCCCCUGGAGGGGGAGUGGGGCACCGCCACGCGGAACCACGAGUGUCAACGCAUCGUCAACGCCAUCGACCAGCUUACCACACUCGAUGUAGCUGUACCGUUUGCCUUGCCAGUAGAUCUCCAGGCUUAUCCUUCCUACUGUACUGUAGUAGCCUACCUCACGGACCUCAGCACCAUACGGUCCAGGCUGGAGAACCGCUUCUACAGGCGUAUGUCAUCGUUGAUGUGGGAGGUGCGUUAUAUUGAACACAACGCUCAAACCUUUAAUGAAACUGGAGCCUUCAUCGUUAAAACGGCCAAGUUCGUCUCUGACCUCAUGCUCAGCUUCAUCAAGGACCCCACUAUGACCGACAUUAUUCCUCUCUACAACACCAUGAAGAAGACUGCUUUCUCUGACACCGAGGAUGAGGAUGAUGAAGAUGAGGAUGAAGAUACGGACACUCCUGGAACGUCCACACGAAACAGGAAGGGUCGUGGCGUUGGUCUGCAGCAGCUGCAGCGUGGCGGUGGUGUAAGGCGAGGCCGGCCCUUAGACCCCCAGGCCUGGCGGGGGCGCAGCAAGGAGCUGAUAGACCUGCUCUUCCAGUGUGAAGACUCAGAACCCUUCAGACAACCUGUCGACCUGGAACAGUACCCCGACUAUCUGGACAUCGUGGACACCCCCAUGGACUUUGGGACGGUGAGGGGGAUGCUAAGAUCGGGGGAGUACACCUCUCCCCUGGAACUCUACCAGGACGUACGGCUCAUCUUCAGCAACUCUAAAGCUUACACACCCAGCAAGAAGUCCCGGAUCUACAGUAUGAGUCUCCGUCUGUCUGCGUUGUUUGAGGAACAUGUCAACUCCAUCCUGGCUGACUACAAAGCCAUUCAUGGACAGACGGACAGAAAGACGAGACAUAGAGCAGACAGACAGACCAGACACGUGGCGGAAAGACAAACCGACAGACAGACCAGACACGUGGCGGAAAGACAAACCGACAGACAGACCAGACACGUGGCGGAAAGACAAACCGACAGACAGACCAGACACGUGGCGGAAAGACAAACCGACAGACAGACCAGACACGUGGCGGAAAGACAAACCGACAGACAGACCAGACACGUGGCGGAAAGACAAACUGACAGACAGACCAGACACGUGGCGGAAAGACAAACCGACAGACAGACCAGACACGUGGCGGAAAGACAAACCGAAAGACAGACCAGACACGUGGCGGAAAGACAAACCGAAAGACAGACCAGACACGUGGCGGAAAGACAAACCGAAAGACAGACCAGACAAGCUAUGAAGAGGAGGAGGAGUGACUCUCCCUCCAGCAGCGCUGCCUCAAGCCCAGAGAGGAAGAAGCGUGUGUCAUCGAGGGGUGUAUCCAGACUAGAUUCCUUGGCCCCACCCACGGCUCCAGCUGCAGCCCCACAGCGCCCCCCCUCCUUGAGACAGACCCUCCCCAUUCGACAGCCCCUCCCCCUCCUCAAUGGGAAGGCAGAACAACAGAUCCCCGGACGAACACGCAGCGCCAGGACACAAACACCCUCCACAGCAGACAUGCACAGCACUGCAGCCUCCCCUCGUAGCCCCUCACCCCAGGCUACUGCCCACCUGAAUGGCCACAGUAGUCAGGAGACAGUGGGCGUGUCUGCAGGUCGGAGGGGACGGAGACCCAGAGCAGUGACCCCUGAACCCAGUCCUAGCCCUGCCCCCAAAGGUCGCCCUCCCGGCAGGAAGAGAGGCAGGAAGUCCAAACAGGAACUAGAGGCCAUGAGGAGGGGCCUCCGGCGAAGCUCCACCCCAGAGGACAAGCUCAACCAAUCCACAGGCGACGAGGGCGGGACUUCCUCUACCCAGGAAGCGUCUGUGCUGUCGGGGGCCGGACUUCCAGGAACUCCACGGCGCCGCGGUAGGCCAAGACUGGUCAGGACAGAGAUAGCCCCUCCCCCUUCCAGCCCCGACCCCUCCCCUUCCCCUUUGAGGAGGAGCAGCCGGCGAAUCAACGACGAGAUGACUCCCCCUGCCCAGUAUCUGCAACAAUCACAGCGCGUGAGGGCAUCGCCACAGGAAGAAAACGACGAUGAAGAGGAGGAGGCGGAACAGGAAGGGGAGGGGUCAGCGGGAUCGAUGCGUACGCGUAACCGGGGCCGACGGACGGCAUACUACACGGAGGAGGACUCAGAGGAGGAGGAGCAGAGACAACUCCUGGUUGAAGACUCCUCCCUCACCUUCGGCACUUCCUCCAAGGGGCGUGUCCGCAAGCUCACAGACAAGGCCAAGGCCAACCUCAUCGGCUGGUAACCAUGACAACCAAACACACCGUCAUUAUUAUGGGAUGGUUCCACAACAACCACACCCUGGUAACCACGACAACCAUGCAUUUACUUUGGGCUGGUAACAAAGACAACCCCCCACUUCCAGACCAGAGGAGAAGAUUGGUUCGUCUGACUACGCCAUGUUGUAGAGCAGGCUGCUCCUGGUGUCUCCCCGUCCCUGUGUCCAUACUCUCCCCUCCACACCGUAGACCAGCCUGAAGGUCCUCUCUCAUUGGUUGACUCUCCCACAAACACCUGGUCUCCUGUGGGGUUUGACUCGUCUUCUGGACAGACAACCACAUGACCAUGGAUACACACACAUACAGACACUGUAAAAGCUUCCUGUGUCUCCUUAUGUGGUCAACAGGACUGUAGACUGACUCUGCUCUCUGACUGUUCUCUCUGACUGUCUCUCUGACUGUCUCUCUGACUGUCUCUCUGACUGUCUCUCUGACUGUUCUCUCUGACUGUUCUCUCUGACUGUCUCUCUGACUGUUCUCUCUGACUGUCUCUCUGACUGUCUCUCUGACUGUCUCUCUGACUGUUCUCUCUGACUGUCUCUCUGACUGUUCUCUCUGACUGUCUCUCUGACUGUCUCUCUGCUUGUCCUUUCUGACAGUUCUCUCUGGCCGUCUCAAUGUGUGUUCAUGUUUGCAUGUGUGUGUGCAUAACACCAAAUGGGUAGCGAGUGUGUAUCAUAGUGAGUUGUGUGGUGGUUCUAUCCAGAGAGAGAGAGAGAGCGGAUUGAAGGUUGUGUCUGUAUGAAAGACAGUCCUCAUCAUUAGCAAUACCUGGUGCCUUUCUGUGGGGUUUACCUGUG
Messenger RNA from Oncorhynchus masou masou (cherry salmon), 6758 nucleotides. RefSeq names its product pleckstrin homology domain interacting protein (gene phip). The record is from RefSeq and is a predicted model, not a curated record. Bases 246 to 5924 code for a protein of 1892 amino acids. Gene Ontology annotation, biological process: regulation of transcription by RNA polymerase II; regulation of cell shape; cytoskeleton organization. The transcript has 40 exons. Lineage: Eukaryota; Metazoa; Chordata; Actinopteri; Salmoniformes; Salmonidae. Gene Ontology annotation, molecular function: protein binding. Gene Ontology annotation, cellular component: nucleus.